AAAAUCUGUAAAAACUGCUGAUGACGUGGUGACCCAAAGCCGAAUGUGCUUGGCCCAAAGCAGAGGACAUCGAUCCCCCAUUUCCUCUUCGACCCGGACCAACUCCGUCGCCGUCGCCGUUGGGCGUCGGAAUCCGGAAGCGAGAUGGCGCGAGGAGUGGACGCCGAGCAGCAGCACCCCAUGGCGGAGCAGGUGAAGGAGUAUCAGGCGCGAUCCAAGCAAGCCUGGGCAACCGCAUCCUUCUUCUCCUCCACCUCCGCCUCCACGGCCGGCUCCUCGUGGGUUGAGGUGCUCCUCGUGAUAUGUGAACUUGCUUUGUAUGCUCUACUAGUGUUCGCGUGUAUUGCUUUUUAUUUCAGGUCCAUAGGAAUAGCUUUAUCCUUUACAUGUAUUUCUGCACUUCUUUAUCUGUGCAUGAGAUUAACCAAGGAAGAGAGGAAGCACAAGAAAAGUCCUCGAGUCGGCUGCCAGUCUCAUGCUGACCUGCCCAUUGGCCUGGGAAGUUUGGCUCUGCUUUCAUCAAACUGAUCCAAGAGCUGCUGGUGCUGGCACAACGUCGAUGACAAUCAAGGGCUGGUGGAGAAGGAGCUGGGCCCUGCGCAAGCAACCGGAUUUUCGCACACAGAUGACCAUGUCUGGGUACAUGGCCCGGAACCUUUGAGAGGAAGAGGUUAUGGCCAGAGACGAGAUUAGGUCGUUACCGGAGGCUACCACUUAGGCCAUGUUUGGAUCAAUGUUUCCGUUUCAGAUACCUCCGUAAUACAUGCCUCGCUCAGUCGUUUUGUUUCCGGAUGGCAAUUGCUCAUUUUUUUUAUUUUAUUUUUUUGCAAUCAAUUCAGAGAGCUUUAUUCAAACAAGAGCAUUCCUUGGACAGUCAA
Molecule: messenger RNA, 878 nt
Organism: Triticum aestivum (bread wheat)
Lineage: Eukaryota; Viridiplantae; Streptophyta; Magnoliopsida; Poales; Poaceae
Exons: 3
Coding region: 145-528 (127 amino acids)
Source: RefSeq, a predicted model, not a curated record